AUGAGGCAGUCGUGUAUCUCCAUCGUCUUCGCCGCGGCGCUCAUACUCAAGGGCUACGUCCUGUCGGGGGCGUUACCCAUGGGCAAGACCGAAGACGGCUCCAUGGAGCAGGAGACCUUCGCCUCGCUGCUGAGCGACAAGGCGACGGAGAACGGCUUCGGCGACGCAGACCUGGCGACCGAGGAGAAGCUGAGCGGGCCCAGGGUCAUCGUGGUGGCCGACCCCAGCGUGUGGAGGGACCUGCGAGUUCUGCACAACGGCCUGUCGCUGUACAAGAGGAGAGCGGACCACAGCGACCAGGUGGCGACCCAGCACAAGGACGCCGGCCAGGGCGUGAACAUCCCCAUCCUGAGGAGGGACAACAUGAGGUGCAUGGUGGGACGGGUGUACCGGCCGUGCUGGGAAGUCUAG
Limanda limanda (common dab) is the source of this 411-nucleotide messenger RNA. RefSeq names its product pro-melanin-concentrating hormone, like (gene pmchl). The transcript has a single exon. Lineage: Eukaryota; Metazoa; Chordata; Actinopteri; Pleuronectiformes; Pleuronectidae. Gene Ontology annotation, biological process: behavior; chemical synaptic transmission. The coding region runs from base 1 to 411 and encodes 136 amino acids. Gene Ontology annotation, molecular function: type 1 melanin-concentrating hormone receptor binding; melanin-concentrating hormone activity. The record is from RefSeq and is a predicted model, not a curated record.